AUGGUGCUCACCAGCUUUUUACCUGCACCUACUCAGCUAUCUCAGGACCAGCUUGAGGCCGAAGAAAAAGCAAGAUCCCAAAGAUCACGGCAGACUUCACUGGUCUCAUCCCGAAGAGAACCUCCCCCUUACAGGUACCGGAAAGGAUGGAUACCUCGUUUAUUAGAGCAUUUUGGAGAUGGAGGAGCCUUUCUAGAGAUCCAUGUGGCCCAAUACCCAUUGGAUAUGGGAUUAAAAAAAAUGUCGAAUGCACUAGCCAUUCAGGUGGAUCCUGAAGGAAAGAUUAAAUAUGAUGCAAUCGUUCGACAGGGACAGUCAAAAGACAAGGUCAUUUAUCGUAAAUACACUGACCUGGUUCCAAAGGAGGUUAUGAAUGCAGAUGAUCCAGACCUGCAAAGACCCGAUGAAGAAGCUAUUAAAGAGAUAACAGAAAAGACAAGGGUAGCCUUAGAGAAAUCUGUAUCACAGAAGGUUGCUGCCGCCAUGCCAGUUCGAGCAGCUGAUAAACUGGCUCCUGCUUAGUAUAUCCAAUAUACGCCAUCUCAGCAAGGAGUGGCUUUCAACUCUGGAGCUAAACAGAGAAUUAUUCAAAUGGUAGAAAUGCAGAAAGAUCCAAUGGAGCCACCAAGGUUCAAGAUUAAUAGGAAAAUUCCCCGGGGACCACCUUCUCCUCCUGCACCUGUCAUGCAUUCUCCCAGCAGAAAGAUGACUGUAAAGGAACAACAAGAGUGGAAGAUUCCUCCUUGCAUUUCAAACUGGAAAAAUGCAAAGGGUUAUACAAUUCCAUUAGACAAACGUCUAGCUGCUGAUGGAAGAGGACUACAAACAGUACAUAUAAAUGAAAAUUUUGCCAAACUGGCUGAAGCCCUCUACAUUGCCGAUCAGAAGGCCUGUGAAGCUGUGGAUAUGCAUGCCCAAGUAGAGAGAAAGAUGGCUCAAAAAGAAAAGAAGCAUGAAGAGAAACUUAGAGAAAUGGCCCAAAAAGCCAGAGAGAGGAGAGCUGGAAUCAAAACCCAUGUGGAAAAAGAGGAUGGGAAGGCACGUGAGAGAGAUGAAAUCCGGCAUGAUAGGCGAAAAGAGAGACAGCAUGAUAGGAAUCUUUCCAGAGCAGCUCCUGAUACGAGGUCUAAACUGCAGAGAAAUGAAAAUCGGGAUAUCAGUGAAGUCAUUGCUCUUGGUGUGCCCAAUCCACGUACUUCCAAUGAAGUUCAAUACAACCAGUGGCUCUUCAACCAAUCCAAGGGUAUGGACAGUGGAUUUGUAGGUGGAGAAGAUGAAAUUUAUAAUGUUUAUGAUCAAGCCUGGAGAGGUGGUAAAGAUAUGGCCCAGAGUAUUUAUAGGCUCAGUAAAAAUCUGGACAAGGACAUGUAUGGAGAUGAUCUAGAAGCCAGAAUAAAGACCAACAGAUUUGUUCCCGACAAGGAGUUUUCUGGUUCAGACCAUAGACAGAGAGGACGAGAGGGACCAGUUCAGUUUGAGGAAGAUCCUUUUGGUUUGGACAAGUUUUUGGAAGAAGCCAAACAACGUGGUGGCUCUAAAAGACCUUCAGAUAGCAGCCGUCCCAAGGAACAUGAGCAUGAAGGCAAGAAGAGGAGAAAGGAGUCGAUAACACCUCUCUUCAUAGUGAAUGGACUAAUAACCCUACUGAUGCAAGUCAGAUGCGGGAACACUUUGUAAAUGGUGAAGGUAAAAACCAAAUCUGGGUGCCAGAUCCCAGCGCUACUUUUUAUUACUGAAGUAGAGGGGAUAAAAAAAAUUCUACUUUGAACUAGUUUUUU
This is a messenger RNA of Tupaia belangeri chinensis (Chinese tree shrew), 1778 nucleotides long. RefSeq names its product SNW domain-containing protein 1-like. Gene Ontology annotation, biological process: mRNA splicing, via spliceosome. Lineage: Eukaryota; Metazoa; Chordata; Mammalia; Scandentia; Tupaiidae. Gene Ontology annotation, cellular component: spliceosomal complex. The record is from RefSeq and is a predicted model, not a curated record.